AUGUCUGGUUCGGAGGAGACUGUGGCAGAUGUCCAUGCUGGUCCAUCUAUUGAAGUGGAUGAAACGUCAGAGUUGGUAGAUAUCAAAAACAAAAGAAAGAUUCUAAAAGGUCGAAUAACACGAGCUAUAAACCGUGUGAGAGAAUCUUUGAGAAAUAAUGAUACCAACAUUAGAAGAAUCAAAAGAGAACUGAGUGAAAUUAAACAGGAUUGUGAGACUGUGAGAACCUUAAAUAAUAGUCUUUACAAUUUAGUUCUUUCUUCUGAGACAGUUAAACUUGAUAAAUGGGAUGAUGAUUUACUUUCCACAAUAUUUGAUGUGGAGGAAGAGAUUGAAGAUUACAUUACUUCACUAAAUAGACACAAUCAGAGCAUUCGUUCCCCAUCUCCUGUUGUUGUGCCAAGAAACCAAGAUUUGCUAGAAGCAAAUGAGAAUGACAAUUUGUUGAAUCCUACACCAUCACAUGUUCCCGUUAGUCCAUCUAUGGAUGAGAGUCCCCCUAGUAAUUUGUCAACUACAUCAGAGAUACAUGUACAACCUGAGUUAAACCCCAUUACCCAUUCUACAGUAUCCAGAGAAACAUCUAGAAAUGCUACUUCAUCCUCACCUUCAAAUAAACCAUUUGACUCAUGGAUCGAUGAGCUGAAAGAAUACACUGAAACUGAUCUGAAUAAAAUUUUAUUAUUUCUGUAACAUAAUUCUGCUUGGAAUAAAAGACAUUACUGGAAGUUUGUCUUAUCUAGAACCUUCUUCGCCCCCUAAGGAUAGUCUGGAACAAAAGAUUAAAAAUUUUGACCUAUUGGUAAUACAGGUGGCAUAUUUUGGUAGAUGUGGACAAAUUUCAAUGACAUGUACUGGGCUGGGCCAGUUUCUUAUCUGAGAAAUCACAUGUUGUUCGUUUCUUUAUAAUAAGGUUUUUUCUUACGAAACAUUGCCAUUGACCGACCAAGAACAUUAGAUUAGUUGGAAAACCUUGGACAAAAUCACAUCCAUAAGAUCUCGUGUACUUUAAAAGUGUUAUUUAAAAGAAGCAUCAUACGUUUAAGGAAAAAUAAAUUAGCCGAUUUGAUCAUUAUAUUACCUAGAGGUGUUUUGAAGUAUAUUAAAGGACCUCUCACUUACAGGUGUAACAGAAUGUUCAAAAUAGUUCAUAUAUUGUUGGCUGGUUUACUCCUCUGGACCACAACUUUAGCUGAUGUUGGAAGUGACAGUGGUGCCAAGUACAUCAAGAAAGAAUACAGCCAACUGGAAAAAGCUAGAUUACUCGGACAAGCUCUAUUAGACAACGAUCAUCUAUUUAGACAAUUAGAAGCUAUAUAUUUUGCUUAUAGCGAUUUUAAAAAGACCCUACCACCAAGUCAAGCUAAUGGUGUAUUCGGUGAAAUAGUUCUUGGUAUGCUUCCAAAAAUCUUACGUAGUCCCGGUUUACAAGAUAUUACUCAUAUCAUCAUUGAUGAGGUUGGUAUGGUUAGUACCUCUAAGGUGAUGGAGAUGGCUAAAGCGAAUCAUUGGCAGCUGAACAAUCCUAACGUGACUAAAGCUUUUAUGUACACCUACCAACAAAAUCUCGACUAUACGCGUCUUAUCAAAAGAAUAAUGAAAGCAUUGUUAACAUUCAAACUCUGAAAUGAAACUGUAUUUUCUUUCCUUUUUGUAUGUUCCUUGAAAUAAUGAAGCUUGGCAAAAAACACUUUUUCUAUUUUACUUUUUCCUGAACUGAUAUUUUUAUACGCUUACCAACUUAUACGGUUUUAAUAAAAUUUUGCAUGCAUUU
Messenger RNA from Lottia gigantea (owl limpet), 1774 nucleotides. RefSeq lists its product as hypothetical. The record is from RefSeq and is a predicted model, not a curated record. Bases 1 to 693 code for a protein of 230 amino acids. The transcript is spliced from 3 exons. NCBI's taxonomy places the organism in Eukaryota, Metazoa, Mollusca, Gastropoda, Lottiidae.